Pterocles gutturalis (yellow-throated sandgrouse) is the source of this 2453-nucleotide messenger RNA. It is a transcript of the gene RFX6, whose product is annotated as regulatory factor X, 6. Gene Ontology annotation, biological process: regulation of transcription by RNA polymerase II. The transcript has 17 exons. The record is from RefSeq and is a predicted model, not a curated record. Gene Ontology annotation, molecular function: RNA polymerase II cis-regulatory region sequence-specific DNA binding; DNA-binding transcription factor activity, RNA polymerase II-specific. The annotation marks the transcript as partial. Lineage: Eukaryota; Metazoa; Chordata; Aves; Pterocliformes; Pteroclidae.
GGAGAAUACCAUAUUGCUUCUUACUCUGGCAAUUUCUUUCUCUGUACAGGCUGGAAGAAAACUACAUUGUCUGUGAAGGAGUUUGUUUACCAAGAUGCAUCCUUUAUGCACAUUAUUUAGACUUCUGCAGAAAAGAGAAGCUGGAACCUGCCUGUGCUGCAACUUUUGGGAAGACCAUUCGCCAGAAAUUCCCUCUCCUUACCACAAGGCGGCUUGGAACAAGGGGUCACUCAAAGUAUCACUAUUAUGGAAUUGGCAUUAAAGAAAGCAGUGCAUACUACCAUUCUGUGUAUUCUGGAAAAGGCUUAACCAGGUUCUCUGGAAGCAAGUUAAAGAAUGAGGGUGGUUUCACUCGUAAAUACUCUCUGAGUUCUAAAACUGGAACUCUCCUCCCAGAGUUUCCAAGUGCUCAACACCUUUUGCUUCAAGCGUGCAUUUCUAAAGACAAGGUAGAUACUCUUAUCAUGAUGUACAAAACACACUGUCAAUGUGUCCUUGACAAUGCAAUUAAUGGGAACUUUGAAGAGAUUCAGCAUUUCUUAUUACAUUUUUGGCAAGGAAUGCCUGACCAUCUUCUUCCCCUGCUUGAAAAUCCCAUCAUCGUUGACAUCUUCUGUGUUUGUGACUCCAUACUGUAUAAGGUCCUUACAGAUGUACUCAUCCCUGCAACAAUGCAAGAAAUGCCAGAAAGUUUACUGGCAGAUAUAAGAAAUUUUGCAAAAAACUGGGAGCAGUGGGUUGUUUCCUCUUUGGAAAAUCUACCAGAAAUCCUGACAGAUAAGAAACUGCCUAUUGCACGCAGAUUUGUUUCCUCCCUGAAACGACAAACAUCAUUCCUACACCUAGCACAGAUUGCUCGACCAGCCCUUUUUGAUCAGCAUGUGGUGAAUUCCAUGGUGUCAGAUAUUGAAAAAGUUGAUUUGAAUAGUAUUGGCUCUCAGGCACUUCUUGCAGUCUCAGGGAGCACAGAGCCUGAUGGGGAGGUCUACAGUGAAUAUGACUCUGUUACCGUGUUCCAAGAACUGAAGGACCUUCUGAAGAAGAAUGCCACUGUGGAAUCAUUUAUUGAAUGGUUGGAUACUGUGGUUGAGCAGAGGGUUAUCAAGGCAAGCAAACAAAAUGGGAGGUCAUUAAAGAAGAGAGCUCAAGACUUCCUUCUCAAAUGGAGCUUUUUCGGUGCUCGAGUGAUGCAUAACCUAACUCUAAACAAUGCGUCAAGUUUUGGUUCUUUUCAUUUGAUCCGCAUGCUACUAGAUGAGUACAUCCUGCUUGCCAUGGAGACACAGUUCAACAAUGACAAAGAACAAGAACUCCAGAAUCUACUGGACAAAUACAUGAAGAAUUUAGACGCAAGCAAAGCCACCUUUACUGCGUCACCAAGCUCUUGCUUCCUAGCAAAUCGCAACAAAGCUGCUUCUCUACCCAGUGACACUUCAGUCAAAAAUGAGUGUCUAGCAGAGCAAACCUAUGUAUCCUUGUCAGCUAGCCAGACCAGCAGUGUACCUUCUACUCUGACCCCCUUUGACACAGGAGACAGUGAGAAUAUACAGCUGACUGGUCAGAUGGAGCUGUCUCAAAGCACUAGCCACCUAAUGACUCCACCCAUUUCACCAGCCAUGGUCAGCCGAGGAAGUGUAAUCAACCAGGGGCCAAUGGCUGUGAGACCUCCAAGUGUAGGUCCAGUGUUACCCACACAUUCACAGUGCUCUUCCUACUCAGAACCCUUUUAUCAGACUUUGUCACAAACUAAUCAGAAUUACUAUGGAAACAAUGCCAGUUACCAGGCCGUGUUCAGAACUCAGGCCCAUUCCACUUCAGGAGUUUACCACCACAGAGUGGAGCACAGCCGAUUCAGUGCCUCCAGUGAACAGCAGUUCUCCAGAGACUACUUCAGCAACAGUUGUGCUGUGUCUCCGUACGAUGCCAGAUCUCCUUCCAGCUAUGGUCCCUCAUCCAUGCCUCAGGACACACACAGUAUGCAAUUUCUGAAUACUGGGAGUUUCAAUUUCUUGAGCAACUCAGUGUCUACAUGCCCAGGAGCACCAUAUCCCACUAAUGCCUCCAACGGAUAUUAUGGAAACAAUAUAAAUUAUCCAGAAACUCACAGGCUUGGAACAAUGGUGGAUCAACAUGUCUCUGUAAUCAGCAGUGUAAGCAGCAUUCGAUCAUUGCCAUCAUAUAAUGAUAUACAUGAUCCACUAAAUAUCUUGGAUGACAGCGGAAGAAAACAGGCAGGCUCAUACUACACAGAGUCCUCACCUUCAAUUGUCUGUCGGACUCCUAUGCCUUCAAACUUGCAAACCACAUCUUCUUCCCAGUGUAUGUAUGGAACAUCUGAUCAGUUCCCUUCUCAGGAAAAUCUAGAGUCCCAUGGCCCACCAAGCAGAGAUAUGGUGUCAUCUUUACCACCAAUCAACACUGUCUUCAUGGGAGCAGCUGCUGGAGGAACCUGA